Messenger RNA from Rhea pennata, 3558 nucleotides. RefSeq names its product HEAT repeat containing 6 (gene HEATR6). The transcript has 20 exons. The record is from RefSeq and is a predicted model, not a curated record. Lineage: Eukaryota; Metazoa; Chordata; Aves; Rheiformes; Rheidae. Bases 1 to 3507 code for a protein of 1168 amino acids.
AUGGCGGCGGUGGCGGUGCCACAGCCGGAGCCCGAGCCGGGGCUGGGGUCGAGCGGCUCUUUCCGCCGCUACCUGGCGCGGUUGGACGCCCUGCGGCCGCAGCCCGGCUCGGAGCGGCCCGGCGGCCGCCGCACCGAGCUCCACCUGCUCUUCGACCAGCUCAUCUCGGAGAGCUGCGGCCCAGUGGCGCCGGCGGGGCCCAGCGCGCAGGAUGUUUGUGCUUUGCUUGUCCAAGCCUGUCAGCUGGUUAAUUUUGAUCAAGAACACCUCGUCAGCAAAGUCUGUCAGCUCAUCCAUCACUUACUUAACAGAUUUCAGGUGAUAGUUGAUGAACAGAACUUGAAUUUUCUUCUCUCCUACUCCAUUUCUGCUCUUAAGCAAUGCAGCUCUUGGACACAUGUUGAAAUUCUGCAAGCCUUAGCAGCUCUUGUUUACAAUAAUGGACCUAAAUGUCAGAAGUAUCUCCCAGAUUUGCUGGGGAAGGCUGGACUUCUGUUACAGUUCAGUGAUUCUGCUCAGUCGGAUGUGGAGCUCAGGAGGGCAGCAGUACGCAGCAUGGCAAACUUGUGUCUCAGUGUUCCUGGACAGCCAUAUUUGGAUGAGUCUUACAGAAGUGUCUGUUUUCAAACUUUUCUAAGUAUUCUGCAGUCUUCUAAAACCUCCAAUGUAGAUGACAUCACCUUUUGCAUGUUGCUGCAAAAUGCGCUGAAAGGCAUCCAGUCACUUCUAAAUGGUGGGAAGAUGAAACUAAUGCAAACUGACCAACUUGGAUCUCUUCUUGCAGUAUUAAAGAAAUGUAUGUUUCAUGGACUGCCAGGACUGAGCAUAGAAAUGCCUCCCGCCUUGUACCCAGCUCCAUUACCUCAGUAUGAUAAAAGGUCGCCUGUCAAACAGGAACAAUCGGAAUUGGCUGCCUUUAAGCAAACAGGGAACCGAAGAAAAAAGUCCAAAGGGAAACAAAAGAAGGGAGAGUUUGGGGAAGACACAAAAGAAGAUUUGCCUGAUACAGGAAAUGAAUCAGUCCAUGAAAUAGACAUGCUGAAAUUACACUUGGGGGAUGUGCAGAACAGGCCCUGUUCAGAUUCUCAAACUCAUGCGUUAGAUGUUACAUACAUGCAUGCUGGAAAGGAUCACUUAUCUUCACAUUAUAAUAGUUGGAAAAGAAUCAGCAGUAGUGAGUCAGAGUAUUCUGAUGCUGAAGGUGGAAUACAAAGCAAAAUGAGAUCUUACCAAGCUAAAGUUCGUCAGGGUGCUCUAGCCUGUUUUCUCUCUGCUAUAAAAUCAAUAGAAAAAAGAGUUCUUUAUGGCUACUGGUCAGCAUUUGUUCCUGAUGCACCUGGUAUUGGCAGCCCUCAGUCAGUGUCGUUGAUGACUAUCGCUUUAAAGGACCCUUCUCCAAAGACACGUGCCUGUUCUCUUCAAGUUCUCUCAGCCAUACUGGAAGGUUCUAAGCAGUUUCUUUCUGUUGCUGAGGAUGCUAAUGAUCACAAGAGAGCUUUUACUCCCUUCUCUGUAACUAUUGCUUCUAGCAUCCGAGAAUUGCACCGCUGCCUGCUGCUAGCCCUGGUAGCAGAAUCCUCCUCUCAAACUCUGACACAAAUAAUCAAGUGCCUUGCAAAUUUGGUUUCAAAUGCACCAUACAACCGUUUAAAGCCUGGUCUACUCACAAGAAUUUGGAACCAGAUAAAGCCAUACAUUUGUCAUAAAGACGUUAAUGUACGAGUUUCUGGUCUCACAUUAUUAGGAGCUAUAGUAUCCAUCCAAGCACCUUUACCAGAAGUGCAGCUACUUUUGCAACAGCCCAGUUCUUCAGGACUAAGUAAUAGUGGUACUGGCACCCCUCAUUGUUCUAAUUCUUCAGAGCAGUGGAGAAAAACACACUCCUUGAAAGGGGAACCUCCAGAUAACCCAGGGAGAAUACUUUCAGAACCAUGCUGGCUCAUCCGUCUAUGUAUUUCCAUCAUUGUUCUACCCCGAGAGGAUUCCUGUUCUGACAGUGAUACUAACUUUCCAUCUGGGAGCGUUUAUGAACCUUCUCCUGUUCGACUGGAAUCCUUGCAGGUGUUGGCCCUUCUUGUAAAAGGCUAUUUCUCUAUGGCUCAGAGCUAUUUGCUAGAGCUUGGAGAAGUGGCUUGCAAAUGCAUGGAAGAAAUGGAUCCAUCUAUUCAGCUUCAUGGAGCCAAGCUGCUGGAGGAGCUAGGCACAGGUAUAGUGCAACAGUACAAACCUGAUUCGACCAUUGCCCCUGAUCAGAGAGUACCGGUCAGUGUGGUUGUAACUUUCUGGACUAUGAUGUUAAAUGGCCCUUUACCUGGUGCCCUUCAGAAUUCUCAACAUGCCACUCUUCAGACGAGUGCCUGCGAUGCUCUUUCUUCUAUCUUACCAGAAGCUUUCAGCAGUCUGCAGAAUGAUCAGCAGAUACUAUGCAUUACUCUGCUGCUUGGUCUGAACCACAGUGAGAACCCCCUGGUGAAAGCUGCUGCUGCACGUGCACUUGGAGUCUAUAUCCUCUUCUCUUGCCUUCGGCAGGAUGUGAUGUUUGUGGCAGACACAGCAAACGCUAUCCUGAAUUCGCUCCAUGACAAAUCUCCAAACGUCCGUGCCAAAGCAGCUUGGUCCCUGGGCAAUCUUACAGACACUCUGAUCGUCAACAUGGAAACAAUGGGACAAAGUUUUCAAGAGGAAUUUUCUGACCUUCUACUGUUGAAAAUGUUACGGUCAGCAACUGAAGCAUCCAAGGACAAAGACAAGAUAAAGAGCAAUGCAGUCCGAGCCCUUGGGAAUCUGCUUCAUUUCCUUCAACCGUAUCAUAUAAGAAACCCCAGGUUUAGGGAAACCAUCGAAGAAUCUAUUCAGGCCCUUAUUUCUACUGUUCAGAGUGAGGCCACUAUGAAAGUGCGCUGGAAUGCUUGUUACGCACUGGGGAAUGUAUUUAAGAACCCUGCCUUGCCACUCGGAGAAGCUCCUUGGACCACACAAGCAUAUAAUGCACUUUCCUCAGUAGUGAAGUCAUGCAAGAAUUUCAAAGUCCGAAUCAAAUCGGCCAUGGCCCUCUCCAUCCCUACCAAGAGGGAAUGUUAUGGAUCUACUGAACAGUUCUGCCAGAUCUGGAGUGCCUUGGUGGUAGCCUUGCAGAAAAGUGAAGACACUGAGGACUUCCUGGAAUUUAAGUACAGUGCCAGCCUCAGAACGCAGAUCUGCCAAGCUCUGAUUCAUUUGUUAAGCCUGGCAAAGACUACAGACCUGCCGUUCAUUUUGGAAACUAUAACAGAAAAUGGGGAUGCAAUCAAAUCCUAUGUGUUGCAAUAUAUGAAAUCUGGAGUUGAAGAAAACGAAGCAGGAAUGCACACAAACUUGUGUGAGAGGGAGAAAGCAUUGAAAGGAGCUAUUGAGCAUCUCUAUGGGAUAGAGAAACAGCUGGAGGGCAAAGCUAGAAUAAGAGUGUCUGUUUAUCUAGAAGAUAUUUUGACAAACCAUGUCAGUGCUACUGAAUUAACAGAGGCUUAGAAAGAAACACCUGUUUUGGUGACCAAUAAAUUAUGCUUCUGAUUGUACAAA